AUGUUUCGCUCCUUUUCUCAGCUGUCUUUGAAGAAAGCGAAUUGUAAGUAAGAUUUUACGAAACAGUUUACUUCCGUUUCCUAGUUCGUUAAAAUACCUCGUGGCAAGAGCUGUGGAUUUGAGCAUUUGGCAUUGUUAAGUUUGUUCUGCUCAGGCUUUACGUCCAUAUGUGUAAAUAGAGUAUAAAUAUCCCAUUUAUCGAAGUUAAUCUCUUUCGUGUCAAAGCCAUCGCUGGAUCCGAUUCAAUGUUUCUUCCAAGCUAUAGCAUUCUAUAAAUGUAUUUUUGUCUUAUGUAAAGAAAAGCAAAGUGAAUCAAUUCUAAACUGAGAGAUAUUGUUUGAAAGUAUAAUGGCAAUGAACCAUGAGAAAUGCAUUUGUUCCCAUCAAAUUAAAGGUGGUAACUGCCUCCAUUACAUCUUCUGUCAUAUCUUUUUCUGUUUUUGGUGUGCCAUUCUUGGUGCUUUUGGCUUUUUGCAUGACAAAUGUGUAAUUUCAGACAAAUUGAUAUAAAUCUUUUUGUAACUCCUUUAAUUUGGGAUCCAAUUUGUAGAAGUUUUUUGUCCUUCCCUUUAGUCUAACCAUUUUUUUAUGGAUUCAGCCCCACUUUCUUUAACAGUUGAACCCCCAUAACUUGAACCCUGGGUAACUUGAGUUCCUGGCUAACUUGAAGCAAAAUUGAUUUCCCUAGGAAUUGCCACAUAUUUUUACUGUAAUUUUAACCCCUAUAACUCAAAACCCUGAUAACUAAAAGCAAUUUUUACGGCCUUUCAGGUACUCUUCUUUGUAAUUUUACCCUUGAUAACUCAAAGUUAAUUUUCACUUUUUGCAGACUAAUGAGCCAUAACAUUUUGCACUGGAAAUUACUUAUAAUCUCACUUACAUAUUAUGACAAAUUGACCUAUGUUUUGUUUUGUUUUGCUUUGUUGUUUUUAUAUUCUUACAUUGCUAGAAAUCUUACACUAAAACAUGUAUAAGCACAAAACCUCUUAAAUCAAGUUUUUUCUGUUUUUUUUUUGUCCAAAACCUCUCUAACUUGAAACCCCAAUAGCUUGAAAUAAUUUCUGUUUCCCUAAGUAAUUUGAGUUAGCUGGGUUCAACUGCAUUUUAACUACCCACACCCCUUCUUUGUCAGUGCAAGUAAAUUCUUGCCUGAAGUUUGAUCUUUGUUUAGUUUUUGUACCAAAAAUGACUCCUCAGAUAGUUUGCGAAACUUUUUCCAAUGUUUUUUUGAUCAAAGUAGUGACAAACUUCCUUUUUUCUUUUCAUUUUUUUCAGGCACCUCAACAGAGGGUAAAAAUAUCAAAGAGUGUCUCGAAAUUGGGGGGGAAAUAGAUGAGAAAGGGCUGAAGGAGAAAGUUGAUGGUCUUAGAGAAAUUUCAUCUACAGGUAAUCAACUAAAAGCACUGACUCGGCCACAGUCAGGAGAUAGAGAAAUCAGUACUCUUCAGAAGCAGAUUGUAAAUAUUAUUGAAAGCAAACCAUAUCCGUGUGCUCUUAGUGAUAUUCUGCACAAUAUUUCCAUAUCUGCCACUGAAGAAAAAGUGAACAAGUGUAUCAAUCAACUGGAACAGGAGGAAAGGAUCAUAAAAGUCCUGCAAAUGCCUCCUAUGUGGAGAAUUGCAGAAACAACCGAGGAAGGCAAGGAUGACGAUAAAGCGGCAGAAGAUAUGCCACCCUUGGAGACACUAGUGCCGGACUAUGAAUCAGAUGAAAGUGAAGAGGGAGUAGAAGCAAAGCGGGUAUCAUCCACUAUUAGUCCUGCAAUUAGUCAGAGUAAGCGUCUUCCGAUCACAAACCAUGGUGGAUCUCUUCAACCUAGGCAGUCUAUAUCUGAUCCUCUCUCAAGCCGAAAGGGAAGCGCAUCGUUAGCAGGAGGUCCUCCUCCGCCUCCCUCGGCUCAUUUCUACAGCACCAUGAUGUCACAGUGUUCUAGGAAACCAAGUCCAGUUGUCAUUGCAGCCAGGCCAACCUUUUGCUCUACGUCACGUCCAAAUCUGCACUCCACAAGGUCUCAACCACCUCGUCCACCGAUACAAUCUUUAGUUCCACGACCAAGUCGACCUUCAGCGGUAGCAUCACGAUUUUCGCCACAAUCACUCAUGGAUCUUGAAACGCCCUUGAACUCACAUGUUACUUUUAAAAUGUCAUCAAACUCUGAUGCUGUCAACCUACCUGAUACACGAAAAAACCGAGGGUAUCUUAGAGAGACCAACGCUUUGCAGGAGGACGGAACCACGAGUUCUCUAAACGAGUCAUCCAACGUCAGUUCAGUUCCCUUCACACAGCCUCAAGUGUCCCAUUCUAUGAGUGGCUCCUUUGGGUAUGGAUCAACUCCACAGAAGAAGCCGCCAUUAGCACAACAAGCUCUUACUAUGUCUUUCCACAAUUCUUCGCAUGCUUCAGUAACUCAGGGAGCUGAUAGGAUUCCUCUCCCCCCUUCAGCGGAACGUUUCCGUGAGCUGGUCAGCCGUGGACCCCAGGCAGUUCCAAUAUCGACCAAGAGCCCCAUAGCUUGUACACCUCAUCAAGCUUCAACGCUAAGUGACCUCGAAGCGGGGGUGCUGGACGUAAUGAAAAGAGAAAGAAAAUCUUUUCAAACUCUUCAUUUGGCCCGGCAAUUUGGUCUGCACAGAAAGAAGGAGAUCAACCCAACUCUUUACAAACUGCAGUCAUUGGGCUUGAUAUACAAGAUGCACGAACAUCCACCAACGUGGAAGGUGCGUCAAGAAGUGAGUUCUCUGACAUUCAAAGGUUUAAAGCCGGUUGAAGUCAGCUCUUCUGCACCUGCCCAGAAAAGAGCAUUUCCCACUGCCGAUGAGCAAGGACAUGAGCAGUUAGGAGCUAAGAAACACUUUCAGCCAGCGGAUACUUCUCCGACUCCUUCCGGGAGUGGGGUGGGUGUAUUUGGGCCUUCCCAGCGAGGAACGCUCUCGCCCAGCUUUAAGAGUAACCCAGUGGCACAACCUGCAUCUUCUCUUGGAUCAGGAAAAAAUCCUCCAGACGUUCUCUCCAAUGUCGCUUAUUCCGCCAUCAACAAAAAUCCUGUUAGUGCUCUCAACGAGUACGUGCAAAAGAAUAGAAUGGAGCUGACGUUCGAAACACUUAGCAAAGGUCGUGCAUUUGUGGUUGCUGCUAAGAUAGACGGAAAACUAUUCCCUUCGGCAGAAGCACGAAACAUGAAAGAUGCAAGGCGUGAAGCCUCAGAUGUUGCUCUGAGAACCCUACUGGGUCGCAAUAUGAACGAAGGUAUCGAAGAGGGAUCUUUGGCCAUCACUGACCCUUCUGCAAGCGUUUUGAGCAAAGUUAGCACGCAUUUUGAUCUGAUAGCUGCACUUUCACUUCAUAAAUUCUUGCAGAUUGCAGCCUCCAUCUCCGAAAAAUUUGCUGGUAGAAAGGUUGUGGCAUGCAUGAUUAUGAAAAAUAGCCCAGAAGACUCUGGCCGAGUUGUUGCCGUGGGAACUGGUAACCGUUGCGUCACUGGAGAGAGGCUGAGUAUGGAAGGAAAAGUGGUGAACGAUUCUCAUGCUGAAAUUGUUGCUCGUAGGUCUCUGAUGCGAUUCUUUUACGGACAAUUAAAUAGUUACUACGAUGGAAAUGAUUCUAUUUUUGUACCGAAAGAGGGGUCAACGAAGCUUGAUGUUCGCGAAGGUGUCUCAUUUCACCUUUACAUCAGUACAGCUCCGUGUGGUGACGGUGCCUUGUUCACUCCCCGAGAGGAGCCCAACUCUGACCUCUCUGAAUACUCCAAAGAGCAUAAUCCUAUAUUUACAACCAAGCAACAGGGCAUUCUGCGAACAAAGAUCGAAGUUGGCGAGGGUACUAUUCCAAUUGAUUCAUCUGAUGGUAUUCAAACAUGGGACGGGCUUUUACGAGGUAAACGGUUACGCACCAUGUCGUGUAGUGACAAGAUUUGUCGCUGGAACGUUUUGGGACUUCAAGGCGCACUUCUUAGUCACUUCAUCGAGCCGGUUUACCUAACUUCCCUGACACUUGGAUACUUGUACGACCAUGGUCAUCUCUCGCGCGCAGUUUGUUGCCGCCUUCAAUACAACAGUGACCUCAACGCGCAGCUGUCGCCUCCAUAUCACGUGAAUCACCCGUGGCUUGGUCGUGUUACCGCAUACGACCCACCGCGUGAAACAGAAAAGACAAAUAAUCUUAGUGUUAAUUGGUCAAUUGGAGACACGGGCGCUGAGGUCACUGAUGGUAGAACGGGAGCAUGCAUGUCACGAACAAAUAACAGCCCCACUCCUUCGCGUGUAUGUAAGGCCGCGCUUUAUACAUCUUUCAAAGAAAUUGGUACCAAAGUCGGUCGUGAAGACCUGGUGAACGUUGAAACAUACAGUGAAGCAAAGAAGAUGGCGACUGAAUUCCAAAGAGCGAAGCAGAUGAUGUACGAGUAUUUUAGCUCAUCGAAGUAUGGGUCAUGGGUAAGCAAACCCAUGGAGCAAGAACUAUUUUAG
Molecule: messenger RNA, 4463 nt
Organism: Pocillopora meandrina
Lineage: Eukaryota; Metazoa; Cnidaria; Anthozoa; Scleractinia; Pocilloporidae
Source: the annotation of a GenBank genome assembly